AUGCGAGCAGAUGACCAAUCUCUGGCACAGAACCAAGAAGUAAUGAACGCCGUCAUGGAGAAAUAUUCCGAAGCUCGUGCAGAGUGCAUAAACGAGGAGAACAUCCCCGAAGAUGCCGCCAAGAAAUUUGAGGAGACGCAGAAGUUGGAACCUGAACUGCAUUGCUAUGCCGGGUGUGUGGGCUACAAGCUUGGGAUCAUCAAAGAGAAAGGGGGCUUCAAUGAAGAGGCGUGGAAGGGAUUUGUUUCUAAGACUGGUGACGAUGAGAAGCAGAAGCAGAAGCUGUUGCGCGUGGGAACUAUCACGGCCAAUGCGCUUGAUGGAUUGGAUCGGUGUGAAUCUGGAAAUGAGCUUUCUGAGAUUUCGCAUGUUUUGAAAGAGCUCAAGGACUAUGAGUGA
This is a messenger RNA of Penicillium verhagenii, 399 nucleotides long. RefSeq names its product pheromone/general odorant binding protein. Bases 1 to 399 code for a protein of 132 amino acids. The transcript has a single exon. Lineage: Eukaryota; Fungi; Ascomycota; Eurotiomycetes; Eurotiales; Aspergillaceae. The record is from RefSeq and is a predicted model, not a curated record. Gene Ontology annotation, molecular function: odorant binding.